Messenger RNA from Metschnikowia bicuspidata var. bicuspidata NRRL YB-4993, 1651 nucleotides. RefSeq names its product dihydrolipoyl dehydrogenase (gene LPD1). Gene Ontology annotation, cellular component: oxoglutarate dehydrogenase complex; mitochondrion. Bases 108 to 1541 code for a protein of 477 amino acids. The transcript is spliced from 2 exons. The record is from RefSeq and is a predicted model, not a curated record. Lineage: Eukaryota; Fungi; Ascomycota; Pichiomycetes; Serinales; Metschnikowiaceae. Gene Ontology annotation, molecular function: flavin adenine dinucleotide binding; dihydrolipoyl dehydrogenase (NADH) activity.
GUCACUCGGAGCGUGAGGCUCCGUGCAGUCCUCCGCGACCGACCCGGCGGAAAAAGGAAGGCCAAAAAAAACGAGGCAAAAGAACCCCAACAUCAAAUACACCAAAUAUGUUGAGAUCCAACAUCAGACAGUUCGUCAGAUUCAACUCUUCCAAGGCCGGCCACUACGACGCGGUGGUCAUCGGUGGCGGCCCAGGUGGGUACGUGCACGCCAUCAAGUUGGCGCAGCUCAACUACAAAACCGCAUGUAUUGAGUCCCGUGGCUCUCUCGGAGGCACCUGUCUCAAUGUCGGCUGUAUCCCAUCCAAGGCCCUCUUGAACAACUCCCACUUGUACCACCAGAUCAAGCACGACUCUGCCAACAGAGGUAUCGAGAUCGCCGGCGAUGUGUCCGUGAACGUGAGCAAGUUGCAAGCUGCCAAGGACAAGGCCGUCAAGGGCUUGACCUCCGGUGUUGAGAUGCUUUUCAAGAAAAACGGCGUGACUUACUUGAAGGGAUACGGCUCGUUUGUCGACGACAAGACGGUCAGCGUCAAGGGCCUCGACGGUGACGAAUACAAGGUCACCGCUGACAACAUCACCAUUGCCACCGGCUCCGAGCCAACCCCAUUCCCAGGCAUCGAGAUCGACGAGGAGCGCAUUGUCUCCUCCACCGGUGCUUUGACCUUGAAGGAGGUCCCAAAGAAGAUGGCCAUCAUUGGAGGUGGUAUCAUCGGUUUGGAGAUGGCCUCUGUCUGGUCCAGAUUGGGCUCCGAGGUCACCAUCAUCGAGUUCCAGGACUCCAUCGGUGCCGGUAUGGACGCUGAGGUUGCCAAGACCACCCAGAAGUUGUUGGCCAAGCAAGGCUUGAAGUUCAAGUUGAACACCAAGGUCACCAAGGGUGUCAGAGAGGGUGAGAACGUCAAGUCCGGCAAGACCGAGGAAAUGGACGCUGAUGUCUUGUUGGUUGCCAUCGGUAGACGUCCAUUCACCAAGGGCUUGAACCACGAGGUUCUUGGCUUGGAGCAGGACGACAAGGGACGUUUGGUCAUUGACUCCCAAUUCAGAACGGCCAAGCCACACAUUAGAGUCAUUGGUGACGUCACCUUUGGCCCCAUGUUGGCCCACAAAGCCGAGGAGGAGGGCAUUGCUGCCGCCGAGUACAUCAAGCAUGGUCACGGACACGUCAACUACGGCAACAUUCCAUCUGUCAUGUACACCCACCCAGAGGUCGCCUGGGUCGGUGCCAACGAGCAGCAAUUGAAGGCUGAUGGCAUCAAGUACAAGGUUGGAAAGUUCCCAUUCAUUGCCAACUCCAGAGCUAAGACUAACCUUGACACUGAUGGUUUCGUGAAGUUCCUUGCUGACGCCGAGACACAAAGAGUCUUGGGUGUUCACAUCAUUGGUCCAAACGCCGGUGAGAUGAUUGCCGAGGGUGGCUUGGCCAUGGAGUACGGUGCUUCUACUGAGGACAUUGCCAGAACCUGUCACGCCCACCCAACUUUGUCUGAAGCCUUCAAGGAAGCUGCCUUGGCCACUUUCGACAAGCCAAUCAACUUUUAGAGCGCUUCUGAGGUUGUGAGAUAUCGGAUAUAUGUCUCAGUUGAAAAUAAAUAUCACUACUUGCCCGGGAAUGCGUAACGCAUUAAAGUAACGUAAAAGACCGGCCCAAA